AGUUUUGAAUUUUAAUCCUACGUUUGUCGCCCUCUAACAUUUUACUGUAGGGGUAUCCUGAUUUCUGAAGAGAAUAUUUCGUAAGAGAUUAAACAAUUAUUUUUAUAAUAAUUUGCAAGUGAAUAAAUCUGUAUGUAAUUGAAAUAAAUGUAAUACAGUGAUCUUUCGUAAUUAUUUCUUAUUAAAAUGCGCUAUUCACAAGAAAAGUGAGUUAUAUAACCUCUUUAAGAACUACAAACUAUCAAACCUUCAGAGAGUAAGCUUUGAAUAAGUAUUAUUUUGUGAAGUAGCCUCGUGUUCGUUUAAAUACUUCUCCAUCCACGUAACCGAUAAUUUAUAUAUUAAUAAUGCUUCGAUUGUUAGCAUCUUUACAUUCCCAAACAUGUAAAGCGGUAUUUGUUGCAACAUCAAAUUUGAUGUUUAAAACUCGACAGCCGACGUUAGUGCAAUACGCUCGAAGUCUUUGCGUUAGUAGCAAUCUUUUUUCCUGUCAGCUUCAGAUUCAGAAACCUGCACCUGAGUUUUCUGGAACUGCCGUGGUUGAUGGUGAUUUCAAGGAAAUCAACCUAAGUGAUUACAGGGGAAAAUAUGUUGUGCUUUUCUUUUAUCCUUUAGACUUCACAUUUGUGUGUCCCACUGAAUUGAUAGCAUUCAGUGAGAAAAUUUCAGAGUUUAAAGCUCUGAAUACGCAAGUGAUUGGAGUUUCUACAGACUCGCAUUUUAGUCAUUUAGCAUGGACUAAUACGCCAAGAAAACAGGGAGGCUUGGGUGGCAAUUUGGGUUAUCCUCUUCUCAGUGAUUUUAACAAGGAAAUAUCGGUUAAAUAUAAUGUCCUUCUCCCGGAUUCUGGAGUUGCUUUAAGAGGCCUUUUCAUCAUAGAUAAAGAAGGAAUAUUGAGGCAGCUUAGCGUAAAUGAUUUACCAGUGGGUAGAAGCGUAGAUGAAACAUUGAGGCUCAUCAAGGCAUUUCAGUUUGUUGAAAAACAUGGAGAAGUCUGUCCUGCCAACUGGCAGCCAGAUUCUAAAACUAUUAAACCAAACCCAAAAGAUAGUAAACAAUACUUUGAAUCAGUUAAUUGAACAUUGCAAACGAACCGUUUUCAUAAACGUAUAACGUAUAAUGUAUUGUAAUAUGGAGUAGUAAAAAUAAAAUAUUAAUAUAUA
Messenger RNA from Bombus impatiens (common eastern bumble bee), 1163 nucleotides. It is a transcript of the gene Tpx-3, whose product is annotated as peroxiredoxin. The coding region runs from base 348 to 1079 and encodes 243 amino acids. NCBI's taxonomy places the organism in Eukaryota, Metazoa, Arthropoda, Insecta, Hymenoptera, Apidae. Gene Ontology annotation, biological process: cell redox homeostasis; cellular response to stress; response to oxidative stress. The transcript has 3 exons. Gene Ontology annotation, cellular component: mitochondrion; cytosol. The record is from RefSeq and is a predicted model, not a curated record. Gene Ontology annotation, molecular function: thioredoxin peroxidase activity.